Molecule: messenger RNA, 1558 nt
Organism: Exophiala viscosa
Lineage: Eukaryota; Fungi; Ascomycota; Eurotiomycetes; Chaetothyriales; Herpotrichiellaceae
Product: bacteriorhodopsin
Exons: 2
Coding region: 394-1464 (356 amino acids)
Biological process (GO): monoatomic ion transport
Cellular component (GO): endoplasmic reticulum; plasma membrane
Molecular function (GO): monoatomic ion channel activity
Source: RefSeq, a predicted model, not a curated record
CCACGCUUGCGGGACGAUCAUUGCAAGGUUCUGCCACCUGGGCCAAUCCGACAAUGCGACGGCUUGAACAUCCGAAACGAUACCUGUUGCAUUAGGCCUACAGCAAGCCUAGCAAAAGAAAUCUUACCGCCAUAUCAUGCGCGACAGUUCUUCGUCCCCGGCCCUGGUCAUGACGUCCAGAGUAUCUUUUACGGUGCAGAUAUUGAGAUGAACGUCAUUGUUUCAUGACAUGCCGUUUUUCCGGGGGAAGCAAUGACCACAUGGGUAACGACCAACAUAUAUCAACAUCACUAACCUGCAUCUUGAGCAAGGGAAUAUUUCUGAACCUGAUUCAACCGCCUAAUUUGCAACCCCGGACUAUCCUUCUCACGAAACAAAGGAACGUCCGGCACGAUGGAGUCGAACCUCGUGAGGCGCAAUGGCGCCCUGACCGUCAACACAAUGACACAGAACAACCAGUCUGUCGCCAUCCACCAAACAGUACGUGGUUCUGACUGGUACUUCACGGUGUGCGCCGUGAUGGGUACCACCAGUCUCGCCAUUCUCGCGCUCAGCAGAAUGAAGCCUCGAACCGAUCGGAUUUUCUUCUACCUGACCAGUGGUCUGUGUAUGGUCGCUUGCAUUGCCUAUUUCACCAUGGGCGCCAAUCUCGGAUGGACUCCUAUCGACGUCGAGUGGAUGCGCAGUGAUCAUCUCGUCCACGGUGUCAACAGACAGGUCUUCUACGCCAGAUACGUCGAUUGGUUUAUCACCACCCCGAUGCUGCUGAUGGAUCUGCUGUUGACCGCCGGCAUGCCGUGGCCCACCAUUCUUUGGAUCAUCCUCCUCGACGAGAUCAUGAUUGUGACUGGCCUGAUUGGUGCCCUGGUCAAAUCCCGCUACAAAUGGGGAUUCUACGCUUUCGGCUGUGCCGCCAUGUUCUACAUCAUGUGGGAACUCGCCUUCCCGGCCCGUAAACACGCCAAGGUUCUGGGCAAGGACGUCCAUCGCUCGUUUGUCCUCUGCGGUGUUCUUACGCUCGUCGUCUGGUUUUGCUACCCUAUCUGCUGGGGCCUAGCCGAAGGUGGCAACGUCAUCUCUCCCGACAGCGAGUCUGUCUUCUACGGUGUUCUCGAUGUCCUUGCCAAACCGGGUUUCUCCAUCGCCCUGAUCGCCACCCAUUGGAAUAUUGACCCUGGCCGAUUGGGUCUCCGCAUCAAAGAGUAUGGCGACUCGGCUUUCGACCCUGCUGCCCGCGAGAAGGUCAAUAUCCCCGGUCAAGACGCCCCGACCCACCAAUCGCAAGAGCUUAACAAUGUUGGACACAACAACAAUACUACCAAUGGCAAUAACAGCAACAAUGACUACAGCGCCACCAGCACUGGUGUCGGUGCUCACAAUAUUGGAGUCAACAGCAGAGAGGCUCACGUUGGAACUCACUAUAACGGCACCGCACCUGUGUACGACAGGGUCGCCGACGUCUAAGCGCUACACCGUUGGAAAGUGUGUUUGUCGACAGAGGACUCAGCUCAGCAUAGAGCGCUGCAAACCUCUCCCCUCAAACCAGGGAUUUGUCCAG